Molecule: messenger RNA, 5148 nt
Organism: Oreochromis aureus
Lineage: Eukaryota; Metazoa; Chordata; Actinopteri; Cichliformes; Cichlidae
Exons: 11
Molecular function (GO): protein binding
Source: RefSeq, a predicted model, not a curated record
CAUAAGAUCAGUCUGAGGAGGAGAUGUGAACGUGUGACUGAAGGAAGUGAUGAAACAGGAAGUAGAACCCACCUCAACAGGAUCUACACUGAGCUCUACAUCACAGAGGGACAGAGUGAAGAGGUUCAUACCCAACAUGAGGUGAGGCAGCUAGAGACAGCUUCCAAGAUGGACGCCCUCCAUGAUGCUCCAAUCAGGUGCCAGGACAUCUUUAAAGCCUUACCUGACCAACAGAGACCCAUCAGAGUGGUUCUGACCAACGGCGUGGCUGGUGUUGGAAAAACCUUCUCAGUGCAGAAGUUCACUCUGGACUGGGCAGAGGGCUUGGAGAACCAACAUGUCAGUGUGGUGGUUCUGCUUUCAUUCAGGGAGCUGAACCUGAUCAGAGAUGAGCAGUACAGUCUUCUGGAGCUGCUCCAUGUUUUCCAUCCAACAUUACAGAAGGUCACAGCAGAGAAGCUGGCUGUCUCUCAGCUUUUGUUCAUCUUUGACGGCCUGGAUGAAAGCAGACUUUCAUUGGAUUUCACCGACAGGAAGCUGCUGUCUGAUGUCACACAAAAGUCAUCAGUCAGCCAGCUGCUGACAAACCUCAUCCAGGGGAAUCUGCUUCCCUCGGCUCUCGUCUGGAUAACUUCCCGACCUGCAGCGGCCAAUCAGAUCCCUCCUACAUGUGUCGACAGGCUAACAGAAGUACGAGGCUUCACUGACGCCCAGAAGGAGGAGUACUUCAGGAGGAGAUUCAGUGAUGAAGAGCUGUCCAGCAGAAUCAUCUCCCACAUGAAGACAUCCAGGAGCCUCCACAUCAUGUGUAGUAUCCCAGUCUUCUGCUGGAUCACUGCUACAGUUCUGGAGCACAUGUUGACUACAGAGCAGAGAGGAGAGCUGCCCAAGACCCUGACUGACAUGUACUCACACUUCCUGCUGGUUCAGACAAAGAGGAAGAAGAACAAGUACCAUGAGGGACAUGAGACGAGUCCACAGGAGCUGAUGGAGGCUGACAGGGAAGUUCUUCUCAAGCUGGGGAGGCUGGCGUUUGAACAUCUGGAGAAAGGAAACAUCAUGUUCUACCAAGAAGACCUGGAGCAGUGUGGUCUGGAUGUGACAGAGGCCUCGGUGUACUCAGGAGUUUGUACAGAGAUCUUCAAAAGAGAGUGUGUGAUCUUCCAGAAACCAGUCUACUGCUUUGUUCAUCUGAGCAUUCAGGAGUUUCUGGCUGCAGUCUACAUGUUCCACUGUCACACCAACAGGAAGACUGAGGUGCUGAAGAACUUCUUUGGGAAAAAAUAUAAAGAGUCAUCGUUGGAUGAUUUUCUGAAGCAAGUCAUGAGAAAAUCCCUCCAGAGUAAAAAUGGCCACCUGGACCUGUUUGUUCGCUUCCUUCAUGGCCUCUGUCUGGAGUCCAACCAGAGACUCUUAGGAGGUCUCCUCAGUCAGACAGAGAUCAGUCCAGGAACCAUCCAGAGAGUCAUCAUCAACCUGAAGAAGUUGAACAAUGAUAAAAUCUCUCCAGACAGAGGCAUCAACAUCUUCCACUGUCUGAUGGAGAUGAACGACCUCUCAGUACAUCAGGAGAUCCAAGAGUUCCUGAAGUCAGAGAACAGAUCAGAGAAGAAACUCUCUGAGAUCCAGUGCUCAGCUCUGGCCUUCAUCCUGCAGAUGUCAGAGGAGGUUCUGGAUGAGUUGGACGUGCAGAAGUACAAAACUUCAGAGCGGGGACGACAGAAACUGAUUCCAGGUGUGAGGAACAGCAGAACGGCUCGACUGACUCGGUGUGGACUCUCAGAGACUCACUGUGAAGUUGUGGCCUCAGCUCUGAAGUCUAACCCCUCCCAUCUGACAGAGCUGGACAUGAGUUGGAACAAACUGCAGGAUUCAUCAGUGAAGCUUCUGUGUGCUGGACUGGAGAGUCCAAACUGUCAACUGGAGACUCUGCGACUGAGUCUCUGUAACUUGUCAGAGAGAAGCUGUGAAGCUCUGUCCUCAGUUCUCAGCUCCCAGUCCUCUUGUCUGAAAGAGCUGGACUUAAGUAACAACAACCUGCAGGAUUCAGCAGUGAAGUUUCUUUCUGCGGGACUUCGAAGUCCACACUGUGAAUUGAAUACUCUGAGACUGAGUCACUGUAAGCUCUCAAUGAGAGGCUAUGAAGCUCUCUUCUCAGCUCUCAGUUCCCAGUCCUCUAAUCUGAGACAGCUGGACCUGAGUAACUCUGACCUGCAGGAUUCAGGAGUGAAGUUUCUGUCUGCUGGAGUGAAGAGUCCACACUGUAAAACGGAAACUCUCAGUCUGUCAGGCUGUCUGAUCACAGAGGAAGGCUGUACUUCUCUAGCCUCAGCUCUGAGCUCCAACCCCGCCCAUCUGAGAGAGCUGGACCUGAGCUACAAUCAUCCAGGAGACUCAGGAAUGAAGCUGCUGUCGGCUGGACUGAAGGAUCCAGGCUGGAGACUGGACGCUCUCAGUGACGACGACAGCGCGCUGCGCAUUGAUGGUUUUUCACCACCUCUUCGUCUGGACAGACACCGUGAACACACCAAGAAGCAACAUGGCGGCGGUGUGUGUCUGUAUGUAAACAACAGAUGGUGCUCUAUAGUCACUGUGAGGAAGAAGCUGUGCACUACAGACAUUGAGCGUCUGGCUGUUUCCCUGCGCCCCUACUACCUCCCCAGAGAAUUCCCACAGCUUUUCAUCAUCUUGGUUUACAUCCACCCCAGAGCUGAUGCAGCUAAAGCCACAGAGUACUUCACCAACACUCUGUACAAACUGGGACAAUUAGCACCGGACUCUCCCAAGUUCAUCCUGUGUGAUUUCAACCACUGUUCCCAUGACAAGUCGCUUAAAGAUACCAACAGCUCAGCAGACCACCACACCAUCCUGCUGGCCCCUGCUUACACCCCAGUCAUCAAGAGGACUAAAAAGGUCACCAAAAACAUCAAGCAGUGGACAGAGGAAAGUAUCCUCACCCUACAAUGUUUCGAAGCCACUGACUGGGACAGCCUUCUUUCUCCCUCUGAUGACAUCGAGAAACAAGUCAACACGGUGACAUCAUACAUCUCCUUCUGUGUUGACAACAUUAUCCCCUCAAAGACAGUCUGCAUCUACCCCAACAACAAACCCUGGAUCACCAAGGAACUCAAGGAAAUCCUUAAUAACAAAAAGAGGAUUUUCUUUACUGGCUCUGCCCUUGAUAAAAAGGACGCCAACAAGGAUGUCCACAGGGCCAUAAAAACUGAUAAACUGGAGUAUAAAAACACAGUUGAAAAAAAAAUCACCACAGGGGACCUCCGCUCAGCCUGGCAGGGCCUCAAAACCGUGGCCUCUGUGAAUACUGUGGUCACCACCCCCAGAACCAUCCAGGUGGAGGGCAGCAACCCCUCCUCGCUCCCAGAUGACCUCAGCGCUUUCUACACCAGGGAAGAAUCCGCUCAAAUCAACAACUAUGGGUGGAAGCUGGAAUACAUCACGGAUCAGUUGGCUGCGGUCGUGAGGUCUCAGAAUCUGCUCUGUGAGCAAAAGAUUGAUAAGACCACGGAAUUGAGGUCACACCGGCCCCCAGCUGUGGAAACAGUCAUCCCCAUCCCCAAAAGAAACAACCCAAAGUCUCUGAAUGAUCUUCGUCCUGUGGCCCUCACCUCCCUGGUGAUGAAGGCCAUGGAGAAGAUCAUAAAACAGCACAUCAUAAGAGCAACUAACCCCCGGAUGGACCCACUCCUGUUUGCUUACCGUGCAUGCAGAGGUGUCGAUGAUGCAAAAAUCUUCAUCUUGGACUCCAUCCACAAACAUCUGGAGGUCCCUGACUCUUCCGCCAGACUUCUGUUUGCUGAUUUUUCAUCAGCGUUCAACACUCUGCAGCCUCAUAUCCUGGCCACUAAACUUUCCACACGAUUUCACCUGGAUGAUCAGCUAAUCCUGUGGAUAUUGGACUUUUUGACCAACAGGACUCAGGAAUUUCGGGUCAACAACUCUCUUUCCGGUCUCCAUUCCACCUGCACCUGCUCCCCCCAAGGCUGUGUGCUCUCCCCCCUACUUUUCAUCCUCUACACCAGGGUCACCACCACCAUCCAUGGGAAGCCAGUUGAGGUAGUUGAGGAGUACGAAUACCUGGGAACCAUCUUUGACAACCUCCUGAAAUGCUCUGCCAACACAGUGGAGAUUCUCAGGAGGUGCCACCAACAGCUAUACCUCCUUAGGAAACUCAACUCCUUCGGAGUCGGCACACCCAUCAUGAUGACUUUCAACUAUGCCUUCUUGGAAAGCAUCAUGACCUUCUCCAUCACCUGCUGGUUCCAUUCCCUCAGCCUUCAGAAUAGAAACAGACUGCAGCGCACUGCAUCACAACUCACAAUCGACACAAACACAGUGAACAGAAGACUCAAACUGUCUGAAAACAACAGGAAGGUGACACAUGUGGAGGAGGUUCAGUCAUAUCCUGAUCAUCCAGACAGAUUUGAUAUCAAGACUCAGCUGCUGUGUAGAAAUGGUCUGACUGAUCGCUGUUACUGGGAGAGCGAGUGGAAAAGAAGAGUUGAUAUAUCAGUGAGUUACAGAAGAAUCAGAAGGAAAGGAGGCAGUGAUGACUUUUUGUUCGGAUGGAAUGAACAUUCCUGGAGUCUGUACUGCUCUGAUGGUGCUCCUCAAUAUGUCAGGCACAAUAACAUAAAAACAUCCGUCUCCUCCUCCUCUGUCUCUAACAGAGUAGCAGUGUAUGUGGACUGUCCUGCUGGCACUCUGUCCUUCUACAGAGUCUCCGCUGACACUCUGAUCCACCUCCACACCUUCAACACCACAUUCACUGAAACUCUUUAUCCUGGGUUUACAGUCUGGUCUGGUUCCUCAGUGUCCCUGUGCUGAGUUGAGUGUAAAGAGUUUCCUCCUGUUAGAGAAACACUCUGACUGUUCAGUCUGUACAUGUCUGUCUCUUUCUCUCAGUAACACGUCUUCAGUUUCAUUGAUUCAAUCAGUUGAUGUUUGAAACUGUUCUAAAUGAUUCCUUGUAAACUUCUUCCUCUUCAGUCCUUUAAAGAUGGAAGCUCCCAUUAUUCCAGGAUCCACAUGUUGUUUUCUGUCUUUUUCGCAGUGAAUAUCAGUAUGUUGUCUUUCUCUGAAGCUUGGUUCACAACCAGCUCCUCUGCAUUUUCAACAAGUCUGAGCUCA